Helianthus annuus (common sunflower) is the source of this 711-nucleotide messenger RNA. RefSeq names its product probable transcription factor At4g01260. NCBI's taxonomy places the organism in Eukaryota, Viridiplantae, Streptophyta, Magnoliopsida, Asterales, Asteraceae. Gene Ontology annotation, biological process: regulation of DNA-templated transcription. The transcript has a single exon. Gene Ontology annotation, cellular component: nucleus. The record is from RefSeq and is a predicted model, not a curated record. Bases 1 to 711 code for a protein of 236 amino acids.
AUGAGCAACAACAUGAUGAACUCGUCUUCUAGUUCUGAAGAGAACGUCACCAGAAAAGCUAGUGCGUCAAAGAAAAGAAAAACAACAAGUGAUAAAGAGUACAAUCCCGCCGAAGAAGAAGAAGUGAAAGCGGGGGCCAUUCAGCGGGUGUGGUCCCCUGCGGACGAGUUAAAGCUUCUGCAGGCUCUAAAAGAGCAAACAGACAGAGCCAACAUGACCAUGUUGUAUGAGACGGUGAGGAACUGUUUGGAGUUUGAUGUACAGAAAAAGCAGGUUGCGGAUAAAGUGGGGAAGCUGAGGCGGAAGUUUAAGGAGAUUAGCGAAGGAAGAAAGGCUGCGGGUUCUGAUAAACACAGUGCGAGUGUUUACCAACUUUGUCAACAAGUGUGGGGAGGUAAGGAAAAGCAAGUUGCUGCUGCUGCUGAUGAGGACAGGGUGGUUUACAAGAAGAAAUACCCGCUUUCUAAUCGUAACAUAACGUAUAUGUACCCUGAACUUGCUCUUGGAGAGAUUGGAUCAAAGAUACAAAAAAGCUCCAUUAGAAGAAAUUUAGUAAAGUACUUGUCUGAGGAGGAAUUGGAGGAGAUGGAACAAGAUUUUGUGGAAUGUGAUCUUAGAGACAUGGAAGGUGCUUACCUACGAAUGAAGGUGGUCAUGAAGCAUAAGAAUCAAAUAGACAAGGCAUUUCGCUUAUCAAAGGAAUCAAAAUAA